AUGGAAAGCAUAGUAUCUUCUUCUUCUUCGUAUAUGAUUACUCAGGACGGUGUCCCCCCCCCGGCGAGGACCACCACGUUCAAACAGACAGCUGGGCCCAGGAGUGACGGCACGCCGUACCCUCAGGGGAGCACAGAGGUAGAGGCGGACGGCAGGCCGGAGUCUUCAUCUUCUGGGUCCCCUUCGUCUGCUUCCUCCUCCGCGUCGGUUUGUUCAGAUACGCUCAACGAGUGGCACCAGUGUGUGCCAGUCCAGUGGAAGAACGACCCUGAACGGCCCCCCCUGGGUCCCACAACACGUAGGGUGCUCAGAAGGUUCAGCGAACCAACGUACCAUAUCGCCAUGACUGGUGCGGCGGGUGAGGUGGAUGGCGGGGCGGAACAUUGUAGGAUGAUACCCUGUUUUUGUAACAGGCAUCACCACAGGAGAAACUCAACUGCUAUUAGGUUCACUCACGAUAGGGAGUGA
Molecule: messenger RNA, 468 nt
Organism: Huiozyma naganishii CBS 8797
Lineage: Eukaryota; Fungi; Ascomycota; Saccharomycetes; Saccharomycetales; Saccharomycetaceae
Exons: 1
Coding region: 1-468 (155 amino acids)
Source: RefSeq, a predicted model, not a curated record